Messenger RNA from Mirounga angustirostris (Northern elephant seal), 3277 nucleotides. RefSeq names its product 2'-5'-oligoadenylate synthetase 2 (gene OAS2). Lineage: Eukaryota; Metazoa; Chordata; Mammalia; Carnivora; Phocidae. Gene Ontology annotation, cellular component: cytosol; nucleoplasm; membrane. Gene Ontology annotation, molecular function: double-stranded RNA binding; 2'-5'-oligoadenylate synthetase activity. Gene Ontology annotation, biological process: negative regulation of viral genome replication; regulation of ribonuclease activity; defense response to virus. The record is from RefSeq and is a predicted model, not a curated record.
CAGUUUCUAGGCUUUCGCCUGGUGAUUUGCAGUUUCCUGGUUCUUGAAUGUGAGUUUUGGUUUCCUGGCUCCGGGUAAGGGAGUGGCUCCUUCUCCUUUCCUUUCCGUCCAGUUAGCCGUCACCGCCGCCACCAGGAGCAAUGGGGAUCUGGGUGUCGAAUCUGUACUCCGUGCAGCCCGAGAAGCUGGAUGAACUGAUUGAGAACUCCCUGAGGCCCUAUGGAGAGUGUCAGAAGCAGAUCGAUGACUCGGUGAACGCCAUCUGUAAUGUCCUGCAGGAAACGGAGCAGAUCCCCCACAUGAUAAGUGUGGUGAAAGGCGGCUCCUAUGGCAGGAAAACCAUGUUGAGGGGCAACUCCGAUGGGACGAUUGUCAUCUUUGUCAGUGACCUUGAACAGUUCCAGGAUCAGAAAAAAAAACAAGAUAAAAUCCUCAACAAGAUCUGGCAGUGUCUGAAAGACUGUCAGCUCACAAUGAAGCUGCCGGCCAAAAUGGAGGUCCAGAGGUUCCACAGUGGGCUCACCCUCCAGCUGUCCACAAAAUGGCAGAGCAUCACUUUUGAGGUGCUGCCUGCCUACAACGCUCUGGGCCUCAGCGAGAAGCCCAGCUCCCAGACCUACCGAGAGCUCAGAAGAGCCUUGGACAUGACAAAAGCCCACCCCGGCGAGUUCUCCGUCUGCUUCACAGAACUCCAGCAGAGGUUUUUUCACAACCGUCCCAGAAAACUGAAGGAUUUGAUCCUCUUGGUAAAGCACUGGUACCAACAGUGCCAGGAAAAGCUGAAAGAUUUAUCCCAUCAGCCCGUGUAUGCUCUGGAGCUGCUUACAGUCUAUGCCUGGGAACAAGGGUGCAGAGCAGAAAACUUUGACAUGGCAGAAGGCAUCAGAACUGUCCUGGGGCUAAUCAGACAGCAGGAGCAGCUGUGUGUCUAUUGGGUAGUCAACUACAACUUUGAGAACGAGACAGUCCGGAACAUUCUGCUGAGCCAGCUCCGGUCAUCGAGGCCAGUAAUCUUGGAUCCAGCUGACCCAACCAAUAAUGUGAGCAAAGAUAGGGCGUGUUGGCAACUGCUAAAGCAAGAAGCUCAGAGCUGGUUGUCUUCUCUCAGCCAGAAUGAGUCACCUGGACCAUCGUGGAACGUUCUGCCAGCACCGCUGUUCACCACCCCGGGCCAUCUUCUAGACAAGUUUAUCAAGGACUUUCUCCAGCCCAACAAACAUUUCCUAGACCAGAUCGCGGUAGCUGUUGACAUCAUCUGUAAAUUCCUUCAAAAAAAUUGCUUUCUCCAUUCAGCGACAAAGGUUCAAAAGACUGUGAAGGGAGGGUCGACGGGCAAAGGCACAGCUCUGAAGACUGGGUCCGAUGCUGACCUCAUCGUGUUCCCAGACUCGCUUAAAAGCUACGCCUCCCAAAAAACCGAGAGAUGCUGUAUCAUCAAGGAAAUCCAUAAACAGCUAGAAGCCUGUCAGCAGGAGAAAGAGUUGGCAGUGAAGUUUGAGAUUUCAAAAUGGAAGGCUCCCAGGGUGCUGAGCUUCUCUCUGAAAUCCAGAGUGCUCAACGAAAGUGUGAACUUUGAUGUGCUGCCUGCAUUUAAUGCGCUAGGUCAACUGAAUCCUGGCUCCCCACCCAGCCCCAAGGUCUACACUGAGCUCAUCAAUCUGUACAAGUCCUCAGACGCCGAGGGGGGAGAAUUUUCCACCUGUUUCACAGAACUGCAGUGUAACUUCGUUGUCUCCCGGCCCACCAAACUGAAGGAUUUAAUUCGUCUGGUGAAACACUGGUACAAACAGUGUGAAAGGAAACUGAAACGAAAGGGGUCUCUGCCCCCAAAGUACGCCUUGGAGCUGCUCACCAUCUAUUCCUGGGAGCAGGGGAGUGGAGCAGAGAAUUUCGACACCGCGGAAGGUUUCCAUACGGUCCUGGAGUUGAUCACAAAAUAUCAGCAGCUUUGUGUCUUCUGGACGGUCAAUUACAACUUUGAGGAUGAGACUGUGAGGAACUUCCUACUGACCCAGAUCCAGAGAACCAGGCCCGUGAUCUUGGACCCAGCUGACCCCACUGGUGACGUGGGUGGAGGGGACAAAUGGUGUUGGCAUCUCCUAGCAAAAGAAGCUACUGAAUGGUUGUCCUCUUUCUGCUUCAAAGAUGGGACUGGAUAUCCUGUACGAUCGUGGAAAGUGCCAACAGUGCAGACACCGGGCAGUUGUGGUAUGGGGAUGCAUCCUAUUGUCAAUGAGAUGUUCUCAUUCAGAAGUCGUAGGACCCUGAACGGUAACGCUAGAAGAGACUUCUAGAAGUCAUCUGGCAGCUGCUUUUUAAAGAUUCAGUUCGCUGUCACCACCAGAUCUGCUCUCCUCUACUCCUCCUCUCGCUUCCUUGACUCCUUUUGAAAUCAAGAACGCCAAGUCCAUAGCAUCAGCCUGCUGAACUCUCGCUCGGCAAGUGACCCGCCUUACCAGACUCAUCCGCUUUCAUCCAGCUUCACCGGCGCCAUCGUUCUGUCAACCAUUGUGUGUUUUCCCAUUAGCUCCUUCCUUUUCCUUCAAGCCUUAGCAGAGAGAUCUCUCCGUAGUCCCAAAGGGAAGCCCUCUACCUGCCCCUGGGUUCCUAUAAUUCCAUGAUCUGGCUCUCACACUCCUCCGCCUGGCUCCUGUCUCUUUUCCUCUGCACACAAAACCCAGUCUGCACCUGCUGAGUUGAAGAUCUCCCCUGUGUCUUCUUAGCCUUUUAAACUCUCCAAAGGCUUGCAUUAUAAUUGCUGCCUCACAUACAUAAUAGCCUACUGUCUUUUCCUCCUGAGCCUACCUUCCCCCCCCUCCCCCCAUGAUGAGUGUCUUCUUGCCAAAUCUCAAGGCUUUACGCUGUGGCUUUAGCUUCAGAGAUACUUGAAAGAUACUUUGUUACCACUGCAUAUACCCCGACACCCGCUGUCAUAGAACAAAGAGUAUAUCUAGUCUUUGUCCCCAGCUCCUGGCGCAGAGCUUCAGAAGCCCUUGGAAUUUCCCUGAUAGGAGAGUCUUUUGCAUUCCCAAGGAGCCUCUUCCAACCAUCCCUGAGUUUAUGCUGAUGAGGUUUGCGCCCUUUGGUAAGAGUUUCAAAGGAGGGAUUGGCCGUGCUGUCGAUGCCAGGCAUGUGAUGAGAGGGUUGAAACUUUCAGCCCCAUCCCCCCAACCUCCCAAGAGCAGAGGAGGCUGCAGAUUGAGUUCAAGCCCAUGGCCAGUGAUUUAAUUAAUCGUGCCUUUGUAAUGAAACCCCAAUAAAGACUCUGGACAGCAAG